AUGGAGCUACCCGAGCUGCCGGAGUGCCCAGUUUGUCUCCAAAACUACGACGGCGCGUCAACGAUUCCGCGCGUGCUGGGCUGCGGCCACACAGCCUGCGAGGACUGCCUGACCAAGCUGCCCCACCGCUACCCGGAGACGAUUCGCUGCCCGGCGUGUACUCAGCUCGUCAAGUACCCGCCCAACGGCGCCGCCGCGCUGCCCAAGAACAUCGACCUCCUCUCACUCUCCAUCUCCCUCUCUCCGCCACAAAACCCUAACCCCAGUCCCCCUAAGACACGUCAGCAAGAAAAAGUCUGUACCUUUCUGCCGCGGCUCUGGUCCGACGAGUUUUACGACACGUGGAAGGACUGGGUUGUUGGGAACGACGCCGUUUUGGUCGAGACGGAGGAAAGCGGUAAGCUUUGUGAGAAUGGGGCUGAUGUGGGGUUGGUUAAAGUUGGGAGCUUUAAGGAUUUGGGUGAGUCUGAAUUUGAGUUAAGUUAUAAUGUGAAGGUGUUGAAGUGUUUGAGUGAGAUGAGAGAGGAGGAGAGGAGAGAGUUGGGGUUGUUGGUGAGAGGAGGUGUGAGGCAGUGUAGGAGAGUAGGGAGGGUUUAUGGGGUUUGGGGGAAUGUGGAAAGUGGGGUUUUGUGUUUGGUGUGUGAGAGAGGGAGUGGGAGAGUUGAGGAGAAGUUGAAGGAUUUGAGGAAUGGGGGUGGUUUUGGGAGAGAUGGGUUGGGGGGUUUUGGUGCGGUUGGGAUGGGAAUGUGUGAGGCUGUGAUGGGUUUGCAUUUGGUGGGGAUUGUUGGUGGAGGUUUGAGAAAUGAGUGUUUCGGUUUCAAUGAGGUUGGUUGUGUUUUUGUGGAUUUGAGGGAGGUGGUGGUGAUGGGGAGGAGGGUUUGGGGGAGUGUUGGUGGUAGGAAGGGGAAAUGGGAGAUUGGUGAGGAGGAAAUGGGAGAGGUGUUUGGGGGUUUGUUGAGAGAUGGGGAUUUUGUUAGCAUGGAGGUGUUGUUUGAGGUGGUGAAGAGAGAUGGUGUUAAUGUAGAAUGUGAGAGGGUGAAGUAUCCGGUUGGGUGUGGCUCGGAUGUUUGGUCAUUAGGUUGUGUUUUGCUGAGUUUGUUGCUUGGGAAAGAGUUUAGUGAAGAGAUUGGAAAGAUGAAUUAUAUUUGUGAUGAUUCAGCUUAUGCAAGUUGGAUUGAGAGAGUUAGUGAAUUGCUGGACAGUAGGUUGGGUUCUGAAUAUGCAUCACUGAGGGAGACUUUAUUCAAGUGUUUGAAUUAUGAUCCAGCAAGUCGUCCGCUUGUGAUUGAGGUUAUGAGUUGCAUCAGGGAACUGAUUGUUAAACCCCAAUAUGAUAUCAUGGCCGGUUUGGAGAGACCAGUUAUGAAGAACAGCACAAAUUGUUGCUUGAUUCUCGCGGAGCUUUGUCAGAUGCCCAAGAAAAUGUCAGAAACAGAGAGAGAACAUGAGUUGCAGGGAAAAGAAUUUGGUGAAGGAGCAGACGAUGAUCAUGUGGAGGAGAGGUCUGAGAAUGGUUUUAUUGAUGGACUCACAGAGGGAAAGGUUAAAUCUAAUGUUCUGAUGGGGCAUCGUGACUCUAUUACAGGCUUAGCAGUUGGAGGAGAGUUUUUAUUUAGCUCCUCAUUUGACAAAACCAUCCAUGUGUGGGCUUUGCAGGACUUCUGUCAUGUACAUACAUUUAAAGGCCACGAGCAUACCAUUAAGGCUCUACUUUAUGCUGAUGAAGAGACACCCUUGUGCAUAAGUGGUGACAGUGGAGGUGGAAUAUUUGUCUGGGGCACAUGUUCCCCUCUCGGGCAAAAACCAUCACAGAUACUCUAUGAGCAGAAAGAUUGGCGCUUUAGUGGUAUUCAUGCCUUGGCUUUUAGAAAUGGAUAUAUUUAUACUGGCAGCGGAGACAGAACAGUAAAAGCAUGGUCUUUGCAGGAUGGCACCAUAUCAUGCACUAUGUCUGGUCAUAAAUCAGUAGUUUCAACACUUGCAGUUUGUGAUACUGUUCUUUAUAGCGGCAGUUGGGAUGGAACCAUUCGAUUAUGGAGUCUCGGUGAUCACAGUUCCUUGGCAGUACUAGGGGAAGACACAUCUGGAACUGUGGCUUCCGUCCUAACUCUUGCUGCUGUUAGAGAUGUGCUCAUUGCAACCCAUGAAAAUGGAUGUGUAAAGGUCUGGAUAAAUGAUGUGUUAAUGAAAUCCAUUGAAAUGCACAAUGGUGCAGUAUUUGCCACUGGCCUUGAUGGAAAUUGGCUUUUUACAGGAGGAAUGGAUAAAACUGUCAAUGUCCAGGAAUGGUCUGGUGAUGAAUUUCAAACAGAUUUCAGACCUAUCGGAUCCAUCCCUUGUGACUCUGUUAUUACAGCUAUGUUAUGCUGGCAAGGAAAGCUUUUUGUUGGAUUUACUAAUAGGAAUAUCAUGGUAUUCUACUAUGAUAUAUGACCACUGAUCAGGUAUACUACUAUUGUGAGGAAUAUAAACUGAGGCUGCUCAACCGAAUGGAUAGUUAAGGUGGGACAUGGGAGAUCUGAUAUGACUUAUCAAACUUCAAGCAUCCCACUGGUAGAUUUCUAUAGACUGCUUUAUGCUACAGUUUGGUUGCAGCAGCUUAGCAAUUUGGCAAAUACACGGUAUACCACAGAUGUUCCUGCCAAAUGUAAAAUGUUUAUGCAAAUACAUAGCAUAUCAUGAUGUACAUAUAACAAAUAUACAAGUCAGUGAUUUAGCCCAAAUGAAAUGGCAUGCCUGUAGAAAAAAUACCUUCAUUCGUUUCGGCUCCUCCAUGUUACACUCAUCUUUCACAUAAUUUCCUCGACCGUUCAGAUUCUUGUUCGCUUGUGAUAAACUACUACGAGUGACACAGUUCACUGAGUUCAGAACGUUUAUGG
Messenger RNA from Argentina anserina (silverweed cinquefoil), 2879 nucleotides. RefSeq lists its product as uncharacterized. Gene Ontology annotation, biological process: protein phosphorylation. Bases 1 to 2433 code for a protein of 810 amino acids. The record is from RefSeq and is a predicted model, not a curated record. The transcript is spliced from 7 exons. Gene Ontology annotation, molecular function: protein kinase activity; protein binding; ATP binding. NCBI's taxonomy places the organism in Eukaryota, Viridiplantae, Streptophyta, Magnoliopsida, Rosales, Rosaceae.